CAUUCAACCGGCGUCAGUUGAAUUCAAAAAGCCAAAGCGAUAACAGCUAAAGCAAAAGUUCUACAUCAAAAAGAAACAUUUACAAAAGUAAUCUUAAAGUGUUUAAAAAUGGCAAACCUACCAUUGUUGUUGAGCCUGGCCGACGAUUUGGGCCGCAUGUCGGUGGUGCCCUUCUACGAGCCGUAUUACUGCCAGCGCCAGAGGAAUCCCUACUUUGCCCUCGCCGGUCCCAUGGAGCAGCAGUUGCGCCAGCUGGAGAAACAGGUGGGCUGUUCGUCGGGAGCCUCGGGGGCCGUUUCGAAAAUUGGAAAGGAUGGCUUCCAGGUCUGCAUGGAUGUGUCGCACUUUAAGCCCAGCGAACUGUCCGUCAAGGUGCAGGAUAAUUCCGUGCUGGUAGAGGGUACUCAUGAGGAACGCGAAGAUGACCACGGCUUUAUUACCCGGCACUUCAUACGGCGCUACGCACUUCCCGAGGGCUACGAAGCGGAUAAGGUGGCCUCCACUUUGUCCUCGGACGGAGUCCUUACUGUGAAGGUUCCCAAGCCGCCGGCCAUCGAGGACAAGGCCAACGAGCGCAUCGUUCAGAUCCAACAGGUGGGUCCCGCCCACCUCAAUGUCAAGGAAAAUCCUAAGGAGCAGCUGGAGAAGGAUAAUGGCAACGAGAAGUAGGACCAUUCGUUGCUAAGGAGACACUGUAUUUAACCAUUAUCAAAGUCAUAUAUCUGUUUUAUAAAAAGUAGUUAACCAGGGGCACUCUACCCAUACAUACAUAUAAGACUUAAGGGAGUGUCCUGCUUUAAUCAUAGUUUGAAAUAUGCAUUCUGUAAUUGGCUGAUUAAAUAUAAAUAAUAAUAAUAA
This is a messenger RNA of Drosophila gunungcola (fruit fly), 858 nucleotides long. It is a transcript of the gene Hsp23, whose product is annotated as heat shock protein 23. Bases 109 to 669 code for a protein of 186 amino acids. NCBI's taxonomy places the organism in Eukaryota, Metazoa, Arthropoda, Insecta, Diptera, Drosophilidae. Gene Ontology annotation, molecular function: protein folding chaperone. The transcript has a single exon. The record is from RefSeq and is a predicted model, not a curated record. Gene Ontology annotation, biological process: protein refolding; response to heat.